GCCGUCGCUCCCUGCCUCUCUACCAAUGCCGAUCCCGCUGCUGCUCAUCCACACGAAUGCCGUCGUCAUCUCGAUGGACAGAUGAGAGGGGAGGGCGGGCGAAAGUUUGAAGCUCUCUUCAUCGAAGAGCUUGAAUGGCUCGGUUGACGAUGCACCAAGCCAAUGAUGUUGGGGGGCGGGCAAAACCACAGUGCGUGUCGGCGAGACUGGGCUCGCCACCGUCUCUUUCCGGCUAGCAACCCCAGCAGCAACCAGUAGUAGGGCGGCACAAGAUGCCAGUGGUACAAGUGGCGAGAUUUCUCGAGGGCAGGCGAGAAUUCUCGCCGGCAGAGACAAGACUGUCACACCAGACCUUAAUGGUUUCCCAUCAAGCAUUUCUGCCUGAGAGCUUCCAAAACAACUUUCGAACUACUGCAGCCCCAUUCCCUCUCCCCUCCUCCAUCGUGUGUGUUCAUGAUGACACCAGCAGCAUCGGCAGCCCUCCCACAUCCCCUGUUCGGCGCCAAAGUGCAGCUGCCAUCCCCAGAUGCAUGGCGAGGGAGAGGAGCCGCUGUGCUCACGCUGAGCAAGGAGCUCAAGAAGGGCACUGAUGGCACCUGCGUCCUCGUCGCCGACCGCGACCGUGAUGGCAACGAGUACGUCGGCAAGUUCGCCCACCAGAACGAGACGCUGGCAGCGGUGAAGUCGGAGAAGAGCCGCUCGAGCUCCACCUGGACAACGCCCUCAAAAAGGGUGCAGACGGCGCUUGUGUCGUGCUCACCCCAAUGGCAUGUGCCUCCCAUGACGGCAGCAGUUAUGUUGGCAAGUGCUACCACCACGGCGACCACGCCCUCGCGCCGAGAACGUGUUUCUUCGAGAAAAAACUCUUGAGCAUUGCCACGCAUUGCCUCAUGUCUUCAGCUCAUUCGGAGGAGUUGAAGGAGGAGAGGAAGAAGCGGAUGCAUUCUGACUUGUCGGCUGUUUGUGUGUGUAUGGAUGUAUGUGUGCAGAUCGCCGCGCCGCAGCAGUUUCAUCCGGCAGGCAUCAUGCCCAUGUUCAGCUUGGGGACGUGAUGGAAAAGGUCGCAUUCGAAAAAGAGGUAUUUAUCGACAUUGUAGCUGAGGUUUUCGACCUGGUGUUUGUCAGAUCUUGGAUCAGGUCGAAGACCUCAGCUAGAAUGUCAGCCAAAUGCACACACACUCAGGAGGCCGGCCACCCAUUUUCACACGUGCGUGCCCUUCUGGUUGCUGUCGAUUCGGCGUGCUGCAGGAGUCGAACCUCCACGUGGUGAUGCGUCUGCGGGGCGGCGUGAAGGGAGCCCGCCAGGCCGACAAAAAGCAGCAGCACAAGGACGACGAGAAGGAGCAGGCAGGGGAUCCUUUUCCCCCUCUCACGGUAAGUGCCAGGGAAGACAAUGGAGCCGUGUAAUGGACUCUGAGCUGUGUUUCUUGCAGGCGCCAUCACCCCGUCAUCCCCGUUCUCCACAAGCCUUUUACGCGGCCCAGCUGACGAAUGGGGAUCUAGACGAGGCCGCCGAGGGGUCAAACUGCAAAGUCGAGUAAGGGUGACUUCAAAUGGCUUGAUUGCUCUUCUGGUCACGGUUGUGCGUUGCUUUCAGGCGAACCAAGACACGAGGGUGGGUACAAAAUCACCGGGCCGCCAAAUUUGAGGGACAUCUGUUUGGAGCUGCUCGACAAAGCGGUGAACUAAACACACAAGUUGGCUGAUGCCCUGUAAAGUUUGUGGUCUCUUCUGACAGAACCAAAACAGGCUGGCGGAGUCAACACUCCAGUAAGGAAACCCCAAAUCCACCAACACGUUGCCACGUGGUGCUGCAUCUGCGGGGCGGCAUGAAGGGAGUUGGCAGGGCCAACAAGAAGCAGCGGCCCAAGGACGACGAGAGGGAGCAGGCAGGGGAUCCUUUUCCCCCUCUCACGGUAAGUGCCAGGGAAGACAAUGGAGCCGUGUGAUGGACUCUGAGCUGUGUUUCUUGCAGCCGCCGCCACCCCCUGACCCCAACGUCGGCUGGGCCCAUUGUAUGGCCCAGCUGACGAUCUCGUUGGCAGAAAGACAAGAAGGCAAAAGAGAGCGAGAGAGAGAGAGUUUGAAGGGGAAUUGCAGAAGAGACAAGAGGAGAGACAGGUAUGUAGGCACAAAAAGCCACGCUGACGGAUGGGGAUCUAGCUGAGGCCGCCGCAGCCUCAGGGUGCAUCAUCGAGUGGGUGCCUGUCCCCGAGCGGUCCGGCUACUACUACAAGAUGACUGGCUGCGAAGAGGCGAGGGAAGCCUGUCGACUCAUGCUCGACGGAGCGGUGAACUACACACGCAAGUUGGCUGAUGCCCUGUAAAGCUUGUGGUCUUUUUCUGACAGGACCAGAUCAGGCGGAGGAUUCAGCCAGCCAGCGAGUAAGGAAACCCCAAAUCCACCAACAAACAAACACACCACACCUCUGUCACGUGUCGUCAGACCGUCAUCGUCAAGUGCAGCACCAGCAUCCGCCCCUGUCGACCCGCCACCUCCACACCCAGCCACAGGCAACCCCCCGCCACACACGGCGGCGCGAGGAGACACUGAGGCGCAGCGGAAGGCUGAAGAAUACGCCGACAUCAUCCAAGUACGUCUGCUCUGUCCAAUGCGCACUUAUCGUCACAGAAUCAGCGAAUGCAUUCGUGUCCCGUAUGGCGUGUCGUUUGGGUGGCUGCCCUGACUUCUUCCAGGCUCAAGAGGACCAGAUCUCCUUCCUAGCGGCUAGCGAAUACGAGGAGCAAUAUGCCAACGAAUGGCUUAGAGCUGAUCUCCGGGCGCGCCAGGGGGAGGGGGCAGCCCCGAUGACAAGCCAGAUGACGAAGACCCCGACACGGGCAAUCAGCAAGACCCCGGGACCACAGCCCAUCGGCUGUCACAUCUGGAGGCCCAAGCCACUGAGGCGCAGCGGAAGGCGGAAGAAGACGCCGAGAUCAUCCAUCGGCUCCAUGUCGAUAUGCAGGUACGUCUGCUCUAUCCAAUGCACACUUAUCGUCACAGAAUCAGCGAAUGCAUUCGUGUCUCGUAUGGCGUGUCGUUUGGGUGGCUGCCCUGACUUUUCGCAGAGGGGCGAUGCCGAGAACUCCUUCCUCGCCCAAAGCGAGUAUGCAGAGUACUACGCCAACAACGAGCUGAGAGCUGAUCUUGUGGCCGCAAACUCCGCCAAAACGCUGUGUGUGAGUGCACGUGUGUGUGGGAGCGACUGUUUGUCUGGUUGUGUACGGGAUAGGCGGGUGCGGCCGGAUGGGCCCCGGUAGGGGAAGGAAGAAUCGCUGUCUUCAUUUUAUAUUUGCCGUUUGUUUGCUUGCGCUACCUGGUUGGACAGAAGGGAGAAGAGGCCAUCGCUGCCUGCAUUUUAUAUUUGGUGUCUAAUUACUUGAUAUACUCAUGCGCUGGACGAGACAUGCCUUGGCGUUGUAUUGCCGCAACGUAACCGCUCUCUCGCAACACAAACGCCCCGACAAAUCUGUCCAGCUCACCUCACAACACAUAACAUCGGUCCAGCAUGGACCAUAUAUCACAUGAUCAGAGGCAUCCCAUCGCCAACGCCAGCGCCCCGACCCGCAAACAGAUUCGCAGUCUGCCAUACACAACAUGCAAACACAGAGACAUCACAUCACCCACACACCCUGGCAUCAAUUGCAGCUCUCUGUACCAGUAUUCGCAGCUCUUCCUCGAGCGACCGUCUGGUCAUCCUGUCACGCCCUGCUCCUGCCCCCACAGUAUGCUGCUGCUGCUGUGGCUGAGCGGCCUGGUGCCUCUCAUCAGACGAAUGACGCGACAACUCUGA
Molecule: messenger RNA, 3794 nt
Organism: Vitrella brassicaformis
Lineage: Eukaryota; Vitrellaceae
Source: the annotation of a GenBank genome assembly